AUGGAUCGAAAAUGGAUGCAUGCUAAGCGAUGUAGUGAUGGUUAUGAGCUAGGAGUAGAGGAUUCUAUUUCAUUUUCAGUUGAACAUGCGGAGGAUGAGAAUAAUAUUUUGUGUCCAUGUGUUGAAUGCAAUAAUAUGGUUCGACUUGGUGUUGAUGUUAUAAGAGAUCAUCUUAUUACUAAGGGUAUUAAUCAACUGUAUAAGUGUUGGUUAAGCCACGAUGAGAUUUUAGGGGAUGCUUCUUCUAACAUAGAUACUGGCAUUGGAUUUGAUACUUGGAUGGAAGACGAGACACAUGAAGAACUUAUGUAUGAUGAUGACGGGGUAGAAGAAAUGAUUAUUGCCUUACAAGAAAGCAUUCAAGAUCGUCCAGAGAUGUUGGAGAACUUAUCUAGUGAUGCAAAGAAACCAUUGUAUUCUGGAUGUUCUAAAUUUAGUAGAUUAUCUGGUGUGCUAAAACUCCUUAGCGUUAAGGAGAGUAAUGGCGUGACCGAUAAAUUCUUUACUGAGUUCAUGAAAUCAUUCCAUGAGAUUCUUCCAGAGGGAAAUCCUCUUCCUUCUCGCACUUAUGAUGCUAAAAGGAUGCCAACCUCAAUUGGCUUGAGUUACGAGAGAAUUCACGCUUGUCCAAAUGAUUGCAUCUUGUAUCGAAAAGAAUAUGCCUCAUUAGAGAGUUUCCCCGAGUGUAAUGUUUCGAGAUAUAAGAAAAAUAAGGUGCAUGCCAAAGUCAUGUGGUACUUUCCAGUAAUACCAAGAUUCAUACGUCUUUUCAGUGUUCCAGUAGAGGCAAAGAAUUUGACAUGGCAUGCGGAUUCAGAUGGAAGAGAGAAAGAUGGUAUGUUGAGACACCCUGCCGAUUCUCCACAAUGGGUCAAGAUUGACAAAGACUUCCCUGAUUUCUGA
This is a messenger RNA of Spinacia oleracea (spinach), 903 nucleotides long. RefSeq lists its product as uncharacterized. The coding region runs from base 1 to 903 and encodes 300 amino acids. NCBI's taxonomy places the organism in Eukaryota, Viridiplantae, Streptophyta, Magnoliopsida, Caryophyllales, Amaranthaceae. The transcript has a single exon. The record is from RefSeq and is a predicted model, not a curated record.